Drosophila elegans is the source of this 591-nucleotide messenger RNA. RefSeq lists its product as uncharacterized. Bases 23 to 409 code for a protein of 128 amino acids. Lineage: Eukaryota; Metazoa; Arthropoda; Insecta; Diptera; Drosophilidae. The transcript has a single exon. The record is from RefSeq and is a predicted model, not a curated record.
AAUCCGCAUUCAUCCAGCAAAAAUGCCCCGCUACCAGAAACUUAUCAACGAAAGCGACGGCGACAGCUAUCCGGCAGCAACUAUCAACCAGCAACAGCAGCAACAUCGCUAUCAGCAGCAGCAACAUAAGUCGCCGAGCGUGGGUUAUCACCUGUAUCUGUACCGGCAGCAAUUAGCGCAGAAAAAAGUGGAGUACAUGAGGCUGUCCAAGGCCAAGUACAUCAUAACCGACUCACUUUUGGCCAAAACAGUGCGCAAUUUGAAAGGCUGCAGCGUCGACGAACUGAAGACGGUCAAUCAUCAGAUCGUUUUCCGCCACAAACUACGUCAUCAAAUCCAACGACUCCGAAAGCUGAAAAGUCUGGGCAUCAAGAACGCCAAUCCCAAAAUGGAAAGUACGGAACUUUAAAAUAGAUCACGAUCAACAAGAGCUUGCUUUAACUAUGUUUGAAUCAUAGUUUCAAAGUAAACUCUUUAAUAAGCUAACAAAUUUGUAAAUCUUUUCGUAAUUUAUAUUGCGCUAAAUUAGUUAAGAAUCUACAAAGUUUAUUAUAAUUUUAGUUUAAGUGGCGGGCACUGCAUAAAUUUUUA